UCUGCUUUAGCUUGUGUCGUUACUUGUUUGGGCUGCCAAGUUUACCGAGCCCUCGGUGUCAGGACCACCGGGUCCGUGACACAGGGCAGAACCGGACGACGUGUUGAUGUUUUUUUUUUGUUAUCCUGUCAGCUUGUGGGUGUCAGCUUGAAAAAGGGGGAGACCUCUCGCCUAUACACACACACACACACACAUGCCGAGCUGACGUCGACUGCGCCGCGUCCGGUUUCUGUGGUUGUUCCUGCGGAGUGGAGGAGAAAAAAAUCGUGGCGUUCGUGAUCCGUGCUGUGAGGAGUAAAAUGUGAGGAAAUGCUCGGCAGGGGCGGAUGAGAGAGGGGAAAAAAAGGGGAGGCACCUGUGAGGCGGAACAGCCCAGCCUACCGCGGCGUCAAGUUUGCGUUAAUCGCGGCGCGGUUACAGUUUCAGACAUAUUUGUCAAGCGCAGGAGUCAUCAUCGGAUCAGCUCCAACCUCCUCUUGCUCCGAGCCAAAUUAUGACAGCGUGUUGUUGUCACAGACUUAACCUGUGAGGUGAUUUGUGACUUUCCUUUUCUCUGACGCUCCGUGCACCUGCAUGUACUGUGAGCAGCCCCGGCCUGUUGGAGAGGCGCUGUGCUCAGUGACUGUGCUGCACUAGGGGAACCCAUGGCUACUGGCCAUCCAUCUCCCUCCGUAGGCCGCAGGUUCAGGCUGCUGGAGUUGCUGCUUGUGCCUCUGUUGGUGUUGCUGUUUUGUGGACCGGUACAAGGUCAGAAGGUCUACACCAACACAUGGGCUGUCCACAUACCUGGAGGUCAGGAGGAGGCUGAUCAAAUUGCUAGCAAACAUGGAUUCAUCAACUAUGGACACGUAUUUGGCGAUUAUUAUCACUUCCGGCAUCGCACAGUGGUGAAGAGAUCACUGUCGGAUCACAGGGGGACGCACAUCCGUCUACUAAAAGAUCCCCAGGUGACCUGGGCAGAGCAACAGGUGGUAAAACGGAGGAAAAAGAGGGAUGUUUUUGAAGAGCCUUUAGAUCCCAAGUUCAGAGACCAGUGGUACCUGUACAACAGCAACCACCAUGACUUGAAUGCUAAAGCUGCAUGGCAGUUGGGCUACACAGGUAAAGGUGUGGUGGUGUCAAUCUUGGAUGAUGGAAUCGAGAAGAACCAUCCUGACCUGAUGCAGAACUAUGACCCGGAUGCCAGCUACGAUGUGAACGAUGGUGAUCCAGAUCCCCAGCCUCGAUACACACAGCUUAAUGACAACAGGCAUGGGACCCGAUGUGCAGGAGAAGUGGCGGCAGUUGCCAGCAAUGGGAUCUGUGGCGUCGGUGUGGCUUACAACGCAAAGAUCGGAGGUGUGCGAAUGCUGGAUGGUGAGGUGACUGACAUGGUGGAGGCACAGUCUCUCAGUCUGAAUCCCCAGCACAUCGACAUCUACAGCGCCAGUUGGGGUCCGGAGGACGACGGCAAAACUGUCGAUGGACCGGCCAAACUCGCCAAAGAAGCUUUUAUGCGUGGAGUUACAGAGGGACGCAAUGGUUUAGGCUCCAUCUUUGUGUGGGCUUCUGGUAAUGGAGGACGGGAGAAGGACAGCUGCAAUUGUGACGGCUACACCAACAGCAUCUACACGCUGUCCAUCAGCAGCUCCACACAGAACGGCAAUGUCCCCUGGUACAGCGAGGCUUGCUCUUCCACCCUUGCGACCACCUACAGCUCGGGAAAUCUAAACGAGAAGCAGAUAGUGACUACAGAUCUCAAAUCAAAAUGCACGGACUCUCACACAGGCACCUCUGCCUCUGCUCCGCUGGCUGCUGGGAUCAUCGCUCUUGCCCUUGAGGCCAAUAAAAACCUGACCUGGAGGGACAUGCAACAUCUGGUUGUACGAACUUCUCAACCUGCCCACCUGCUUACCAAUGACUGGAGAACCAAUGGAGUCGGGCGCAAAGUCAGCCACUCGUACGGAUAUGGUCUACUUGAUGCCGGUGGUAUCGUGUCCAUGGCAAAAACGUGGACCAAUGUGGGACCACAACGAAAAUGCGUCAUCACCAUGGUCAGCGAGCCAAGGAACAUUGGCAGCCAUUUAUAUAUUAACAAGAGUGUGGACGGCUGCAUGGGGACAGACAGUCAUGUGACCUCAUUAGAGCACGUCCAGGCCCGGCUCACUCUGUCCUACAACCGGAGGGGAAACCUGGCAAUCCACCUCAUUAGUCCUGCUGGCACACGCUCCACACUGCUUCACCCCAGGCCUCAUGACUACUCAUCAGAGGGGUUUAAUGACUGGGCUUUCAUGACCACCCACUCUUGGGAUGAGGACCCUACUGGGGCGUGGAUGCUUGAAAUUGAGAAUGUGGCGGGUGCCAGUGACUAUGGCACUCUGACCCAGUUCAUCCUGGUGCUGUAUGGCACUGGCUCAACAACUUCCAGCUCCUCUGAAAAGUCUCAGCCUGGCAAUGACAGCUGCAAGACGUUGGAUCUGAGGCAGAUAUGCAUUGAGUGCAAUGCAGGCUACUACCUCUUUCAGCAGGGCUGUGUGAAAGAAUGUCCAGCAGGCUUCUCGGUGGGCUCCCAGCCUCUCAACUACACAGUGGGAAACUUUAUGGAACCAGCUUCCGUCCCAGCCUGCCUGCCCUGCCCACAGCCCUGCCUCACCUGCAGCAGCCUCAGCCCUCGGUCCUGUCUGUCCUGCCCCCUGCACAGCUCCCUGGACCCCAACUCUGGCACCUGCCUGCAUCUUAACCAGUACAUGCGCGAGUCCCCUGAUAGCUUCAUGGUAGGGCCAGGUAACCAGAGAUCGCAGCUAGAGUCAGGCUCCCGGCUCCCCAUAACCAUUGCUGUGCUCAGCUGCAUGGCCAUCAUCGCCACCUUCGCUGUCAUCUUCCUGAUGCUGCAGCUGCACUCCGGCGCGCUCAUCAAGUUGCCCUCUCUGGAGGCUGGCGGUGGUCUCGGGGGCACCUUCAGUCUCGGCGGAAAUAGGGUGGUGUCGUACCGUGGCAUCCCAACAAUGUGGGGGGAGGAAGGGGUAAAUACAGACUCGGACAACGAAGAGUUUGACGUCCAAAAUGAGAGGACUGCCUUUAUCAAAACACAAAGUGCUCUUUAAUGCCUCCUCCACGUCCCUCCUUCUCUCCUGCUUUUAAAAUCCUCACACCACCAUUUGUCUGAUAAUUCAGGGCUGUGGUAACUGUCUCCUCUCACAGUCUUUUUCUGGUUUAAUCUCCAGUUCAUUUUCUUUUUCUGUCCUAUCGGAUUCUCAUCUGAGUUCUGUUUCGGGAUCUGGUUGCUCCGCUGUGCUGUGGGAGACCUGAUGGGAAGCUGCUGUCUCUCAGAGCUCGGGAUGGCCUGAGCUUUGCUCUGUUCACACUUGGGCGCUUUUCUAUUAAACUGGCUCUCUCCCUCCCCUUGCCCUCAAUCACUAACAGUGUCUGUCUGUGCAGAGUCCAUUUUCCCCUCCAGCUCCUUUUUGUUACAGUAAACAAAUGAUUAUUAUUUGCUUUCUUCCUCUUUUUUUCUCCUCCCACUGUGUCCUUUAGUCUCAGUGCAGUAGCCAGAUGAGAUUGCGUGUAUGUGUGUGUGUCUGUGCAUGUAUGCGUGUGCAUCUCUAAAUCAUUGUGUGAAUGUGAGCGUGUAAAUCUAAUGAACAGUGAACAGUGCAGAGAAGCUUAAGCGGGUCCUGUCAUAUUUAGUGCUUUAACUAAAACGUGAUGGCCAAAAAUUGUAUUAUGAACCAUGAAAUCCAAUUUGAAAAUAUUUAUUCUCUCUGAAGUGUCAUUUAAUGACCUCGCUGUCUAUAAUCUGUUGACAAAUACAAUGCUCUCUAGUAAUUUACAUUUUUAAAGUGCAUUUUCAAGAUCAAACAAAUCUAAAGCGUAGCAGUUGAUGAGAAAAUAUCCAGACUUUAGUGGUUUAUAAUCCAUCAGCAGUCAGACGUACAAAGCAGACCUUUCAGGAUAUGCCAUCUCUGCAGUGUCUCUCUCUAUGACAGGACAAUUGCAGUAUCUACUGAAGAUACAAUCCUUAUUUCAUGCAGUCACUUUUAAGCCAGUACAGUUAUUGUUCCUGUUAUGUGAAAAGGUUUCUCCCAGCUCUGAAAGAACAAACUGUGAGUCAUUCAGCGAGCAAAGCCUCCUUCAGCCUUUUGGGAUUCCAGCUGAACUUAUUCCUGUUUUGGAAGCUAUAAAUUCUCCUGUGCUCAUAACCUCCCCCAACCAUUACAUGGAAGGGUAUCAAAACAAAAAAGAAAAAGGAAAUUAUAAGAAAAACAAAACACACGCACACACACACACACACACACAAAAACUUGCGGGCUAUUCAAUCAACCCUGAGGCAUAAUCCCUGCCAGGGAUAUUUAAUUUCUGUGUCUGAAGUGCUUACAUCCUGGGGCUGUGGGAGAAGAUGCAGGGCUGCUUAGAGAACCCAAAACAAUGUGUGACUUGAGCGCAAAAGCUUCUCAAAGCAGCUGGAAGGUGUUGACUGACUUGUGACUGAUUUCUUGACAGAGCUGUAACAAUAUACCGGCUCUCCUCUCAUCACAUCAGCACUACAAACACACUGCAUAUCUUAACGAGUGAAAGUUGCUUUGUGUGUGGGAGAGUGUGAGUGAGUGUUAGUUUAUUGCAUAUGAGGUUCAGGAAUGUUUAUCUGCCCUCUGAAGUGAAGAUUUCCUUCCUCCAUCCUUCCAGUCUCUGCUUUCUUCUUCGAAUUUCAGAUAUUGUUUAAAAAUCCUGCAGCGAGACUCCACGUCUCAUCAGCAUCUCUGCACUUACCCUCCAGUCUGCAUCUAAUCUGAAUUUCAGAUGAUGUCUUUAGUGUACUUGCCAAUUAAUUAUAUUCUGAAUAAUACUGCAGCAAACUAUUUAUUCUGAGAGAUUUUAUUCAUUCCUUUAGGGAAAAUUGCUUAAGGUUUUUUUUCUUCUUCUUCGCCCCCCUCCUCCUUCUGCUUCUUCUUCUUUCCCUCCCUGGCUGGUCAUCUGAAAUUUGCAUCUCAUUAUUUAAUCCAGUGUAGCCAUUUUGAUUCCAGUGAUCUUUUUUUUGUUAUGUUGAAAUUAUGAUUUUCAAAAUCAGUGGAGCUUGCUGAGAGAGGUUGUCAUGGUGAUGACAUGCAUUGGCGACUGCAGCUGCUCGUCCUUUUAUCUACCUCUCAUAUCAUUCAGCAAGGUUUCGUACGCCGUUUUGAGGAGCUGAUAAAUGAUCAUAGAGGUCAGAUUAUAUGUAGGUUAGAUAUGAAAUCGCUUCUGGGAAAUGGUAAUUUAAAUUUUUUUUUUGUUUUUAAGGACUGUAGGUUUGUAUGUCACAUUUAUGUUUUAGAGGAGAAACAAGCAAUUGCAAUUCAGAAACUGUAAAGCUGCUCCCCUGGAACUCCUAUCUGUCCUAAAAAUUUAUUGCCUUUAGGAUCAGCAUUCAUGUGCAGACACACCUGGGUGUUAAAGCCUCUUACUCAAAGAGGCUGGGUAGGAGAAUUGCUCUUACAUCUUGUUGGCCAGCAUUUAAGUGCUAAAUCAACCUGAGAUUGCUGGGGGCGUUUGUUUUCUUCAUCUUUACCCAGGCAUCUCCUCCUGGGAUUUCAGACCUUAUUUUAUUCUUUUUAAGUUUCUGUCACUGACAAUCAAUUCCUUUGUUUGUUUGUUUUCUUUUGGGGUGGGAGGGGGGCAAGGUGCAGAAGCACACAAACAAAUGGAUUUUAACUUUUAAUUUAACCGCCUCACUAGAAAGGCCUCCACAGAAAAUGUUAUUCACUGUAUGCAGAUCAUUUAAAUUGCAGAUUUAGAAAUCAAGUCUUAUUUGGAAAAAAGAAAUUCUCCAAAGGCAAAAGAAUAAAGAUUUUGAUUACCAAUACCUGCCAAAAAUCCUCUUGAAAAGAAUGGAGGAAGAUUGGUAUGCAUGCUUUCAAACACAGCGCUCAGCCAGGAAGUGUAAUUCAUCUCGAAUGGCUGGUGCAGGUGUAACACAUUUGGCUUACUGUGCCCGCUUCUGGAUCAGAAGCCAAACUGAAAAUGAGGAUUUGGAGAAAAUGCCCCUAAAAGGAACAAAGCUAAUGUGGCAGGCUUGUUCUGCAGGGGUCUGUGGGUUGUACAUUAGUGCCUACUGCCAUUUAGGCUUUGAUUAGUUCCACUUUGAGGAGGGUGCUAAUUUAAAAAUGUAAUAACUCCAGCUUCAGACUUGAGCCACCAAAUCUUAUUGACUUCCCAGCAUGCUGCGAAGUGUGUAAACAACAGAUAAUGGGCUAAUGCAGAAACAAAAUUGCUUCCAUAAACCGUUUUUCUUAAACUCUGGAUGCAUCUUUUGAAGAAGUCUAACAUGGGACUUCAACCAAUGCGUUCCAAUUACUGUGGGCUAAUUGAUUCCUGGUCUAGUCAAGAUUAUGCACUGUGCAUUUUCCUUUGGACUUGUAUUGCUUCCAGGAAAAGUGGUUUUGUUUUUUGUUUUUUCUUCUUAAAAAUCCAACACUGCGGGGUGUUCAGACAGGUUUCUGUGGCCCCUCAAGUGCGCACACGAAAUGAUUUAUUCAUCUUGGCUUGAUGUUGUAUUCACUGCAGCUUGAAAACUUAAAAAUAAUAAUAAUAAAAAAAAAAAGUAAAAAAAGUAAAAAUAAAAAUCAGAUGAUCUCAGAGCGCUGCGCAAUCGGGUGUUAAACUUGGGAAAUCCAUGAAUGCAGGCAGAAUUAAGUAGCUUCUGCUUCCGAAGCGCUGGAGCUGCAGAAAGCCAUCGGCAGCCAGCUGAUUCUUUUAACAGUGAGAAUACGAUAAAAACCCCACACACUAAAAUAAGACGAGUGCCAGAAAGCAGCUCGUAGCUAAAAAGCCCUACCACUUUACUGGCAGCGCCAACGUAUGGAGCUCUUAAAUGUAGAAGGGAAAAAAGCACUGCAUGUUGCAAAACAUCUGCCCUGGUUAUAAAGAGAAGACUCCCUCAUUGCUGCCAUGAAGGCUCGUCUUUACAUCGCUGAUUUAAGUCAUGUGGAGCUCGACGUUGCGCCCGUCCUGCUUUAGGAUGUAGUCUAACGUGAGAUUAAUAUGAAGUCGGAUGAAGUUAAUAGGAGCAAUAUCUUUGGCAUAACCAAAGACAAUCAUUUUAAUGCUGUCUGUUUAGUAUGAAUAUGUGUUGCUUUCAGGUUGUCACAGUCCAUCGACCCUUCGCUUGUGUUCAGAGUGUUUUUAUUGAAACCAUUCAGUCACCUCUGCCUUUUUUUUCUUUUUGUUGUCGUUUUUGACGAUCUGCGACGACACCUUGUAUGUUCAGCAGCUGCGGAGGGAGGAGGUAGAAUGUAUCCCAUCGCCAUUAACUUAAGGGCUGAAUCAGACCUGAGUGCGUCCGUGUGUGCACACGCUUGUUAAAGUAGAAAGGAAACACUUUGUGAUGGAGGAGCGGUCAGUGGAGCAGCCUCAGUCGACUCCGUUGACCUCCUCCCGCCUCUUCGUGAGGUUCCUGACCUGUGGCUGCACACAGUACCUUACAGAUACGUGUGACCUAUGGUAAUGUACAAGAAUGAAUAUCCUACAUGGAACAUAACUCUAAAAUAAGGCCUAUUUUUGUACUAUAUGAAAGGUGCAGUGUAACUUUCUUGUAAUUUAAGGAUUUUUUUUUUUGCUCUUGUUUUCUCCUUUUUAUUUAAUUGAUGUCAAUUAUAGAUUAUACUAAAAAUAAAGAUCUAUGCAAAUUUGAA
Molecule: messenger RNA, 7643 nt
Organism: Pelmatolapia mariae (spotted tilapia)
Lineage: Eukaryota; Metazoa; Chordata; Actinopteri; Cichliformes; Cichlidae
Gene: furina
Product: furin (paired basic amino acid cleaving enzyme) a
Exons: 16
Coding region: 645-3083 (812 amino acids)
Biological process (GO): peptide hormone processing
Cellular component (GO): Golgi membrane; trans-Golgi network
Molecular function (GO): serine-type endopeptidase activity
Source: RefSeq, a predicted model, not a curated record